Homarus americanus (American lobster) is the source of this 1056-nucleotide messenger RNA. Its product is annotated as uridine-cytidine kinase-like 1. Lineage: Eukaryota; Metazoa; Arthropoda; Malacostraca; Decapoda; Nephropidae. Gene Ontology annotation, cellular component: cytoplasm. Gene Ontology annotation, molecular function: ATP binding; kinase activity. The record is from RefSeq and is a predicted model, not a curated record.
GUUCAUGCUGACAUCAUUGUUCCAAGAGGUGGAGAAAAUGAAGUUGCUAUUAACCUUAUUGCUCAGAACGUUAUGACACAGCUUCAACAGAGAGGCUUCAAACUUCGUGAAAAGUUGGCUAAUGCAAAUUUUGGCAUGUCAAGACCAAACUCCCUCCACCUGUUGCCUUCUACGCCUCAAAUUCGGGGACUCCACACAUUUAUUCGUAACAAGGACACACCACGUGAUGAGUUUAUAUUUUAUUCCAAAAGAUUAAUACGUCUCGUCAUUGAACAUGCACUGACUUUGUUACCAUUCACGCAGGACGUGACGGUUGAAACGCCACAAGGCAUCCCAUAUGAGGGUAAACGCAUUGCAACAGAGAAGAUCUGUGGUGUGUCCAUCCUACGAGCAGGAGAAACUAUGGAGAAUGCUCUCUGUGAAGUUCUAAAAGAUGUCCGAAUUGGCAAGAUCCUUAUUCAGACUAACCUGGACACUGGAGAACCUGAGCUGUACUACCUAAGGCUGCCCAAGGAUAUCAAGGACUACCAUAUCUUCCUGAUGGAUGCUACAGUAGCUACAGGAGCAGCAGCCAUCAUGGCCAUCCGUGUCUUGCUGGACCAUGAAGUGACAGAAGAACACAUAUCUCUCUGCUCUCUUCUCAUGACUGAACAGGGUGUCCACAACAUAGCCUAUGCCUUCCCUAAGAUUUGUAGUGGAUUCCUCCCCUACAAGCGCCGUUUGUCCCUGAGUAGCCGGCCCUUUUCGAAUUCCCCAACCGACACCUCCAGCGCCGCCUGACGGAGUGGGGGCCAACUAUCAACCCACGCUUACCCCCGCCUUAUAAGACCUCACCCCGCUGUGACCACCCUCUUUCUACCUACUGCCACCAGCAAGCAACACCUCCUCCUCCGCUCCAGCCUGGCGGCUCCCGCUCCCGCCGGCGACCUUGGCGUCCCUCCAGCCGCGUGCCCUCCUCCGGCACCCUCACCAACCAGCUCUCUCUACUCAACGCUUGUAACCAUGCUGCCUACCCAGCAAUAAGCUGCAUUGUACAUCCAAUACAAUAUGUAUACA